Peronospora farinosa is the source of this 1140-nucleotide messenger RNA. NCBI's taxonomy places the organism in Eukaryota, Oomycota, Peronosporomycetes, Peronosporales, Peronosporaceae. The record is from the annotation of a GenBank genome assembly.
AUGAUCCAGCAUCUCCUUGUCUUGUCAACUGGUCAACAUGUGGGCAAAACGACGGUCAGUCUUGGACUUGUCAAGAGUCUUCAGACGAAAUUUCAAGAUUCGAAGAAACAAGUCGCUUAUUGUAAACCUGUGGGACAGCAACAUGUGGCUGUAGGUGGUGGACUUCGAGUUGAUAAGGAUGCUUUUUUAUUCAAAGAACAUUUUGAACUUAUUCAAGAUUAUAAGGACAUGUCUCCUGUUAUUUUCCCGAAUGGCUUUACACGGGAUUUUAUUGAUGGCAAAGUGACAUCACAGCAGCUCAUGGAUUCCAUUAAAAUGGCACAUUAUAAUUUGUAUGAGCAGAGUGAUUUUCUUAUUUGUGAAGGAACGGGACACACGGGAGUUGGUUCUAUUUGUGAACUUAAUAAUGCACAAGUUGCAGCGGAGCUUGGAAUCGAUACAGUUUGUGUAGCACUAGGUGGACUGGGCUCAUCUUUUGACCAAUUGGCAAUGAACCGGGAGAUGCUAAAACAGAACAACGUUCGGCUACGAGGCGUGAUCCUAAACAAGGUUAACCCGAAAAAGAUGGACAUGAUCAAGGAUUAUUACUCGCGAGCACUGAAACGCUGGGAUGUGCCGCUUAUUGGUUGCAUUCCCGACCUCAAGGACCUGUCGAGCCCGACUAUGGCAGACUACUCCAAAUUGCUCAAGUCUGAAAUCAUUUCCGGAAAGUGUGCUCGAUCCUCCCGCAGAGACGCUAGUCUGCGCUAUUUUAGCAGCACACGACUGGCACUGGCCCCUGUGGAUGGUGCGAACCUCUUCAAGGCCAUCCCAAACCAACUCGUAAUCACGCAUAGUGGCCGACAGGAUGUAAUCGAUGCGAUCAUUGGUAACCAAGAAGUAUCUUCUUACCACGGCGAAAACCUCAAGUCAGGCCUCAUUCUUACCGGUUGGAACCCGCCAAGUGCUGAACUCGCACAACGUCUUGAUGCGGACAACAUCCCGUGCAUCUAUGUUUCACCGGAAAAGGCAGACAGCUACACGAUCACGGCGCAAAUCUCACAGUUUACGGCUAAGAUUCGACGUGACGAUGUUGAACGGAUAGAUUUGGCGGCAAACCAUGUCUCCAAACACUGCGAUUUCAGUUUUCUAGAUGAAUAA